This is a messenger RNA of Physeter macrocephalus (sperm whale), 2442 nucleotides long. RefSeq lists its product as uncharacterized. NCBI's taxonomy places the organism in Eukaryota, Metazoa, Chordata, Mammalia, Artiodactyla, Physeteridae. The record is from RefSeq and is a predicted model, not a curated record. Gene Ontology annotation, molecular function: transmembrane signaling receptor activity. Gene Ontology annotation, cellular component: plasma membrane. The transcript is spliced from 3 exons. The annotation marks the transcript as partial. Gene Ontology annotation, biological process: cell surface receptor signaling pathway.
UCUGAAAACCAACCUGAGUCACAGUGGCAUCUAUCACUGCUCAAGCAUGGGAAGGCAUCGCUACACAUCAGCAGGAGUAUCUAUCACUUUAUAAAAGAGCUAUUUCCAGCCCCAGUGCUGACAGCAUCCUUGUCAUUCCCCCUCCUAGAGGGGAAUCUGGUCAACCUGAGCUGUGAAACAAAGUUGCUCCCACAAAAGCCUGGUUUGCAGCUUUACUUCUCCUUCUACGUGGGAAGCAAGACGCUGAUGAGCAGGAACAUAUCCUCUGAAUACCAGAUACUACCUGCUAAAAAAGCAGACUCUGGAUUAUACUGGUGUGAGGCUACCACAGAAGAUGGAAAUGUCAUCAAGCACUGCCCUGAGUUGCAGCUUCAAGUAUUUGGAAAAGUACAGAGGAGACCUUCAAGAUGGCAGAGGAGUAAGACAUGGAGAUCACCUUCCUCCCCACAAAUACAUCAAAAAUACAUCUACAUGUGGAACAACUCCUACAGGACACCUACUGAAUGCUGGCAGAAGACCUCAGACUUCCCAAAAGGCAAGAAAAUCACCAUGUACCUGGGUAGGGCAAAAGAAAAAAAGAGACAAAAGAACAGGGAUGGGGCGGAGCUUUGGAGCCAUGGAGGAGAGCGCAGCAACAGGGGUGUAGAGGGAAAAGCAGAGAGAUUCCUGCAGGGAGGAUCGGUGCCGACCAGCACUCACCAGCCUGAGAGGCUUGUCUCCUCACCCGCCGGGGCGGGCAGGGUCUGGGAGCUGAGGCUCGGGCUUCGGAGGUCAGAUCCCAGAGACAGGACUGGGGUUGGCUGUGUGAACACAGCCUGAAGGGGGCUAGUGCACCACAGCUAGCUGGGAGGGAGCCUGGGAAAAAGUCUGGAACUGCCUAAGAGGCCAAGAGACCAUUAUUUUAGGGUGCCCGAGGAGACGGGAUUCCUUCCCUGUGUGCCCAGAGAAGGCAGAGCACCACCUAAAUGAGCUCCAGAGAUGGAUGCGAUCCACGGCUAUCAGCUCAGACCCCAGAGACGUGCAUGAAACGCCAACGCUGCUGCUGCAGCCACCAAGAAUCCUGUGUGCAAGCACAGGUCACUAUCCACACCCCCCCGGGAGCCUAUGCAGUCCACCACUGCCAGGGUCCCGUGAUCCAGGAACAACUUCCCUGGGAGAACACACGGCAUGCCUCAGGCCGUUGCAAUGUCAAGCCAGCCCCGCGUUGCAAAUAUAACUACUGUACCCCUCCCUCCCCCAGGCCUGAGUGAGCCAGAGCACCCUAAUCAACCACUGCUUUAACCCUGUCCUAUCUGGGUGAGAACAGAUGCCUGAGGGUAAUCUACAUGCAGAGGCGGGGCCAAAACCAAAUCUGAACACCAGGAGCUGUGAGAACAAAGAAGAGAAAGGGAAAUUUCUCCCAGCAGCCUCAGGAGCAGCAGAUUAAAUCUCCACAAUCAACUUGAUGUACCUGCAUCUGUAGAACACCUGAAUAGACAACGAAUCAUCCCAAAUUGAGGAGGUGGACUUUGGGAGCAACUGUCGACUUGGGGUUUGCUAUCUGCGACUGAUUUGUUUCUGAUUUUUAUGUUUAUCUUAGUAUAGUUUUUAGUGCUUGUUGUCAUUGGUGGAUUUGUUUAUUGGUUUGGUUGCUCUCUUUUAAAAAAUUUUUUUAACAGUUUUUAAAAAUUUAUUAUUAUUUAAAAAAUUCUUUUUCUUUCAUUUUUUUCUCCCUUUUCUUCUGAGCCAUGUGGCUGACAGGGUCUUGGUGCUCUGGCCUGGUGUCACGCCUCAGCCUCUGAGGUGGAAGAGCCGAGUUCAGGACAUUGGACCACCAGAGACCUCCCAGCCCCACAUAAUAUCAAUAGGCAAGACCUCGCCCAGAGAUCUCCGUCUCAACGCUAAGACCCAGCUCCACUCAAAGAUCAGCAAGCUACAGUGCUGGACACCCUAUGCCAAACAACUAGCAGGACAGGAAUACAACCCCACCCAUUAGCAGAGAGGCUGCCUAAAAUCAUACUAAGUUCACAGACGCCCCAAAACACACCACCAGACGCGGCCCUACCCACCAGAAAGAAAAGAUCCAGCCCCUACCCACCAGAACACAGGCAUCAGUCCCCUCCACCAGGAAGCAUACACAAGCCACUGAACCAGCCUCACCCACUGGGGGCAGACACCAAGAACAACGGGAACUACAAACCAGCAGCCUGUGAAAAGGAGACCCCAAACAGAGUAAGUUAAACAAAAUGAGAAGACAGAGAAAUAUGCAGCAGAUGAAGAAGCAAAGUAAAAACCUACCAGAACAAACAAAUGAAGAGGAAAUAGGCAGUCUACCUGAAAAGGAACUCAGAGUAAUGAUAGUAAAGAUGAUCCAAAAUCUUGGAAAUAGAAUGGAGAAAAUACAAGAAACGUUUAACAAGGACCUAGAAGAACUAAAGAGCAAACAAACAAUGAUGAACAACA